AUGUCGCUGCCACCGCCAUUGUCAUUGCUUAAGAUGGAGGAAGCGAGGGUGCAGCAGUCUAUAUUCUCGGUCACUGAGAUUUCAAGAACAUCAAUCGAGAUGAUCCAAGUCGGUGUUCAGCUCUUAGUGAAGAUCUUCAAGGAUGCUUUCUUUGCAAGUGAUGGAAUUAAGCUCCGCUGUCGUCUCCGCUUACCUCCACUGAGCUUUUUCCUCUCUCAAAGGAAGCUUGAGAUUGGCCAGAAAAUCUAUGGGCGACAUCGGCGAAACUCGCACGACCACAAAUCCCUCAACAAAUUUGUCGCAAUAUCCACUCAGCCUAGUAGAGAUUGCCGGAUAAAGGACCUAAAUACUGCAGAAACAGAGGAGGACAUUGGCUUUUAUGCUGGCUUUGUUGGUGCUGCAAUGAUGCUUGGAAGAGCUUUAACUUCAAUGUCGUGGGGAACAUUUGCUGAUAAAUAUGGAAGGAAGCCUGCUAUAGUGUUGAGCAUCAUCUCACUGAUCAUAUUCAACACACUCUUUGGAUUGAGUACUAAUUUUUGGAUGGCAAUUGCAACAAAAUUCCUUCUUGGAUGUUUUAAUGGCAUACUUGGAACAAUGAAGGCUUACUCAUCAGAAGUUUGCCGACCUGAACAUCAAGCCCUUGGGGUAUCUCUUUGUAACUCUGGUUGGGGCAUUGGUUUGGUAAUUGGUCCUGCAGUUGGAGGUUAUUUAGCACAGCCAGCAGAAAGCUUUCCGAAUAUAUUUUCUAAAGAUUCUUUGUUUGGGAGGUUUCCAUACUUCUUACCAUGCCUUAUAAUAUCUCUCUUUGCUGUUGGAGUAUGUAUAGUUUGCAUUUGGGUUCCGGAAACAGUACAUCAACAUGAUGAAGGCAAAUUGAAAACUGAUGUAAUUGAACAUUUAGAUGGUUCUUCUCAUUCCCAUGACUCAGAACAAUGGCAAGAGGAAACUAAACAAAUUCAUCUAGCUUAUAAAGAGAGUUUAUGGAAGAAUUGGCCACUCAUGGCUUCUAUCAUUAUAUUUUGUGUUUUCUCCCUCUAUGAUAUGGCAUUUUCAGAGAUAUUUCCCUUAUGGGCGGAGAGCAGGAGGAAGCUUGGGGGCUUGGGCUAUUCAUCUCAAACUGUUGGUCAGGUCCUUACAAUUUCAGGUUUAGGCCUUGUGGUGUACCAACUCACUCUUUAACCUUUAUUUGAGAGAGCAUUCGGACCCAUUCUUUUAGCACGAAUC
Molecule: messenger RNA, 1224 nt
Organism: Dioscorea cayenensis subsp. rotundata (Guinea yam)
Lineage: Eukaryota; Viridiplantae; Streptophyta; Magnoliopsida; Dioscoreales; Dioscoreaceae
Product: protein ZINC INDUCED FACILITATOR 1-like
Exons: 11
Coding region: 1-1179 (392 amino acids)
Biological process (GO): transmembrane transport
Molecular function (GO): transmembrane transporter activity
Source: RefSeq, a predicted model, not a curated record